Tripterygium wilfordii is the source of this 1294-nucleotide messenger RNA. RefSeq lists its product as uncharacterized. The coding region runs from base 38 to 1213 and encodes 391 amino acids. The record is from RefSeq and is a predicted model, not a curated record. Lineage: Eukaryota; Viridiplantae; Streptophyta; Magnoliopsida; Celastrales; Celastraceae. The transcript is spliced from 3 exons.
UGGGUUUUCGUCACUUUCUUUCAUCGUCUUCAGAGUUAUGCCUUUCCCUAUGAAGAUCCAGCCAAUCGAUUCCGAUCAUGAUCCCCAGUUCCGACCCGAACCCGCUAAACCUGUGUUGAAAUCUCGGCUCAAGAGGCUUUUUGAUCGGCAAUUUCGAGUUUCCUCGGCGGACAAGCCCGGUGUUGGUGAACAAACACAAGAUGGCAAAGACGGAACAGCUACUCACGAGUUCGAGCCGAGCUCUGUCUGCUUGGCGAAAAUGGUGCAGAACUACAUGGAAGAAAGCAACGAGAAGCAGCUUCGAGGCCGCAAUCGCUGCAAUUGUUUUAAUAGAAACGGGAACGACAGCUCCGAUGAUGAAUUUGAUGCAUUUGGCGAGUCGAUCAACGGCGGAUCAUCUGGUGAUGCCUGCGACUUACUCAAGACUUUGAUUCCUUGCCCAAGUGUAGUAGAGAGAAACCUGUUAGCAGAUACUGCGAUGAUCGUAGAGAAGAACAAGAAUCAAAAGCGAAAGGACGAGUUGAGAAAGAUCGUAGCCGAUAGCCUGUUCUCUCUCGGUUACGAUUCCUCAAUUUGCAAAUCAAAAUGGGAUCAAUCCCCUUCUUUUCCUGCAGGUGAAUACGAAUAUAUUGAUGUGAUCGUUGAAGGGGAGAGAUUGUUGGUAGACAUUGAUUUUCGAUCGGAGUUUGAAAUAGCCCGAUCGACUGGUUCUUACAAGGGGAUGCUGCAAUCGGUGCCCUAUAUCUUCGUCGGGAAAGUGGACCGGCUAGGGCAGAUCGUAUCGAUCGUGGCUGAGGCAGCCAAACAGAGCCUCAAGAAGAAGGGAAUGCACUUCCCUCCCUGGAGAAAAGCCGAGUACAUACGUGCCAAAUGGUUGUCUCCCUACACCAGAGCCUCCCAACACGACGCCGCAGUGGUGGAAGACACCAAAGUUGAAAUCCAGGAUUCUCCAUUUCCCGAAAACGAGACCGCCGUCUCCGAGGACACAAAAAUUGAAGUCCAGGAGAAGAAGGCGGCGAGUGAGUGCGGAGAACUGGACCUGAUAUUCGGAGAGGUAACGGAAACAGAAGCGGAAGUGACGACAACUUCUGAGUCAUAUUCGCAGGUGAAAAAUUACUGCGAGUGGCAGCCACCGGCGGUGAAACCAAGGAGUUCUGACAGAAGCGCCAGAAUAGUCACCGGAUUAGCUUCUCUUCUAAACGAGAAACCCUGAAAAAAUUUUGGAUAUAUUUUUUUUUUCAAUUUUCAGGUAAAAAAAAAUAGUAUAAUCGGUAAUAGUACAAAAAUCCUUCUC